AUGUUGAAAGCAGUGAUGAAGGCUUAUAUUAGAAGUUUCUCGGAAGCCCUCCGUUAUGAAUACUCCAAGUACAACGUGACAGUGCAACACGUAACACCGUUCUUCGUGUCAACAAAGAUGAAUAGCUUCAGUAACCGAUUGUUGAGUGGCAAUUUCUUCGUGCCGGAUGCCGCGAGUUACGCGAAACACGCGGCCGCAGCUCUUGGAAAGGUCGAUCACACCGCCGGAUAUUGGACGCAUUCACUGCAGUAUUUCAUCGUGAAGACUUUCAGUCCCACUUGGGUCCGUUCAAGGGUCGGAGGUCUCCUCAACAAAUCCUUCAGAAACGAAUAUUUUGAAAUGCAGAAGAAGUAAACAUUUAUGAAAUAAUUAAUAAAUUUAAGCAUAAUCCAGUUUAAAAAAUCCCAAUUACCUGAAUGUAACUUAUAUUAACUAAAUUUAUGUAUAACCAAAAAAACUUGUUAGCAAUAGCAACAGUUACAAUUCACUUUUUAUUUUAAUCUAAAUGUAAAUAUAGUUAAGUAGAAUAUAACGUUAUUAUAUAAUAGAUUUAGUAAUUAGGGGUUUGCAGGUAUUGGGAGAAAAGUUUUUUGCUGUGCAAAUUGUAUAUUUUUUAAUU
Molecule: messenger RNA, 619 nt
Organism: Nicrophorus vespilloides
Lineage: Eukaryota; Metazoa; Arthropoda; Insecta; Coleoptera; Silphidae
Product: inactive hydroxysteroid dehydrogenase-like protein 1
Exons: 3
Coding region: 1-354 (117 amino acids)
Source: RefSeq, a predicted model, not a curated record